AUGGCGAGAGUGCCAUUCGCUCCGCUUGACAACCCACGUCUCCAGCACCUUGCCAGUGCGAAGAACAGGCAGAAUGGCUUGUCCUCCCAAAAGUCCUCUCUGAGCGGCAAAGCUAGCAUGUCAUCUCUAUCUAAGACAACACUGCAAUCGCCCAGCAAACGCCAAUUCGACCCCUCCAGCACUUUCGACGACUAUGAUAGCGAGAAUAUUGACCCCUCUGUCUUCAGCUCUCCCUCCAAGAAGAGCAAGAAUGCGGCUUUCAACUUCUCCUUGACGCCUGUGAAGGCUAUGCCACCUCCAGCCGUGCCAGCACGUCUUGCUACGCCCAUUCGAGCCAACAUGUCGUCCACACGCACUCCGAUGACAGCACCAGCCGGACGCUCUCCCAAACGCAAGAUUGCAGGUAUCAGCAAGAAUAGACGUGUAUCAGCACCCUUCACUCGUAUCGAACCUCCUUUCGCUAGCCGUGGCUCCUCUCUACCUUUCAGCCUCGACGCAGCUCUCAGCGGCACUUUCUCCACUCCUGCUGCACCGGCCGCCAAGAGCGCAGGUGCUACGAUUCAGGAAAGCAUGCCUAAAGGCUGGUUCUUCGAGAUCUAUGAGGAUAGUCCUGAGGAGGAGGCGUCGAAUCUAAUGGAGCAUAGUACGCUUACCUUGGAUCUGAGCUCGGACGAGGAGAGCAGUAAGAAGACCAGGGACGAUCGUGGGAAGGAGAAUACGCCGCCGGUGGGGUAUGAUGCUCCCGCUGCGUCGCGGGCUGUGGAAGCUAGUGUCGGUGCUCCGAGGCAGAUCAAGAAGACUGGGAUUAUCAGGCGGAAGAUUGUGGGCGACGACAUGGAUGAUGGGGAGCGCUCCCCUCUUUCGGAGCUCGAGACUGAUCCUUUCUUCCCGGAAGGUCUAGACAAGGAGUCUCACGUCAUCGUUGAUGGUACGCCAGAGAAGACCGCUGGUCCUUCCAAGGUUGAUAUCACUGCUUUGUUCACGGCGCCACAAGCUGAAGUGGAAAGUGUGAAGGAUGAGGCUGCAUCUAGUAUGCCUGUCGUCAACGCCGAUGGUGACCUAAAGGGCGAGAUCAUUGUGUUCGAAGAUGAUGCCUCCACCAUCAUCGAGCCUGCUUCAGAGCCUCCUGCUGCCACCGAGACGACGAAAUCUACGAAAGUCGAGAUUGAGAUUUACGAUGAGAACACUGUCCCGGUUGCUACGAUGUAA
Messenger RNA from Recurvomyces mirabilis, 1209 nucleotides. RefSeq lists its product as uncharacterized. The record is from RefSeq and is a predicted model, not a curated record. Lineage: Eukaryota; Fungi; Ascomycota; Dothideomycetes; Mycosphaerellales; Teratosphaeriaceae. The transcript has 2 exons. The coding region runs from base 1 to 1209 and encodes 402 amino acids.